This is a messenger RNA of Artibeus jamaicensis (Jamaican fruit-eating bat), 1747 nucleotides long. RefSeq names its product CTD nuclear envelope phosphatase 1 regulatory subunit 1 (gene CNEP1R1). Bases 103 to 480 code for a protein of 125 amino acids. The transcript is spliced from 6 exons. The record is from RefSeq and is a predicted model, not a curated record. Gene Ontology annotation, cellular component: Nem1-Spo7 phosphatase complex; cytoplasm. Lineage: Eukaryota; Metazoa; Chordata; Mammalia; Chiroptera; Phyllostomidae.
UGAGGAGCGGUUAGGGGCGGGAGUUGGCGCGGCGGGCCGGGCGGAGGCCGCGGAGCUGCGAUGCGGACGGGAGCGCGUCCGUGACCGGAGCUGCCGGCCGACAUGAACUCGCUGGAGCAGGCAGAAGAUCUCAAGGCUUUCGAGAGGAGACUCACUGAAUACAUUCAUUGUUUGCAACCUGCCACCGGACGUUGGAGAAUGCUUCUUAUAGUGGUAUCUGUGUGUACAGCUACUGGUGCCUGGAACUGGUUAAUAGACCCCGAGACGCAAAAGGUGUCCUUCCUCACGUCGCUAUGGAAUCACCCGUUUUUCACCAUCAGCUGCAUCACCCUGAUAGGCCUGUUCUUUGCCGGCAUACACAAGCGGGUCGUGGCCCCGUCCAUCAUAGCCGCCCGGUGUCGGACCGUGCUGGCGGAGUACAACAUGUCCUGUGACGACACGGGAAAGCUGAUUUUGAAACCUAGGCCUCACGUGCAGUGACAGUCGCCCAUCGUCAUCGCGGGCCCCGGAGCGGCCUCUGCGCAGAGGCGAGGCAGCGAGCAGCCACAGGUCCCCUUCCGCAGUCGGAUGUGUGGCAGUCACCGCAGCAGCCGACGAGAAGCGUGCAAUAUUCCCCAGGUGGCCUGGCGCUGAGGCCGCGGUGUCAGUGCGUCGGUGCCCCGGUCGCCGGAGUGUCAGUGUUAGUGUCACUUUAGUGCUUCAGACCCCGCAGAGCCUGUUGGAGAUGAAGUGCGUCUGUGUGUUACUAAGGGAAACCUAGAAACAGAACCUCACCAGUUUUUAUGAUGUAUUUUUGCAAACUACUGUAAAUAGCAGAUUGAUGCCAGUGUCAAAGAGGAGCGUGCAUUGGGCCCGGUCCUCCUGCACCAGUGUCUCCAGCUCGCCCCCCGGCCCUUUAAAACCAGCCGUCCAGUAGCCGCGCCUUCUGCCCCCCCCUCCCCCUCGCCUUGGGCCUCGGUGUAGGAGCCACUGCGGGAGCGGAGGCUGGGGACACUCACCUCGGAGUGUCGUUAGAAGUCAGGGGUGUUCGAGGGACAGUUUCUGUUGAACCAGAUGGUGAACUUCAGCCACUUGGUGAUAUUUUCCUGUUCAUUCUCAUUUAAUGCUAAAUUGACUUUGUAUUUUUUAAUAAUUUUAAGGACACUCCAGAGGCUUCUGAAUAUACCGAUUAGUUAUAAAUUAUGUACUGUCCAGGAAUUUGGUAGUCACUGUUUUAGAUCAUUGGAUCUUGCGUUGUGGUUGAUGGGCUGUCACACUGGUGCUGAGCCACGCGCCGUCCACGUGCCCAUCACGGGGUGUGGGGUCACGGGGUGUGGGAGCGGCGCCUCGAGCCAGCCCGCCGUCCUCGCUGUUCAGGGCGUGUGGCUGACUGACAGGUGUGCGUCUUAGCCACGCGUGCUCCAGCAGCCCUGGUAUUUAAACUCUGGGGAUUGCUGUGGGUGUUUUAAAGAGCUGGAGGUGCCUUUUACCUGUUCAUUAGAAGAUUUUGAAAAUGUUUAAAUGAUUUCAAGAGCAGUCUUUUAAAUUUCAUUUGACAGAAGGCUGAAAAUUCAAUAACAGACAAAAACUUUUUAACUAGGCUACCAUGUUCAUCUUGGCUUUCACGUGUAUAAAAUUUUAUUCUUUGAACUGUAGCAAUAAAACCCUCUGCUCCUAAGAAGUCUUAAGAGGGUAUUCUAUAUAUUCUGUGUUGUUUUAUUUUCUGUAAAUUUUGUAGGUAAAUAUGUGCAUAAAAUAAAUACUUUAU